AUGAUGCUCCUGCCGCUCACAGCGCAGGCUCAUGAUCCCAGAUGGCAGCAAGUGUGCUGUACCGAACAACGAUGCGUUCGAGACUCUUCUGGGGAUAUAGUGACAGUGGCCAUAAUCGGCAUACAAUCCUCGUUUCCCAUCCAAGGAGUGCGUACACUCAAAACGACAGUCAAGCGUGCUAUGAUCGUCAAAGAGGUAUUAAGAGCAGAGGUUUUCCGGUCGGGAGAACGACCCUCGGUACUCUACAUCAUAAGAUCUGGCGUGAUCGCCUGGCGUUCAGAAACGAGUGUCUAUGAAGCCAAAAAUUGGAGGGAGACCAGGAAAAUGAAGAACCAGAGACGAGGACAGAAGGGCGCGCAACAGGAAGCUAGCAAUUUGACGACGUCUUACUUAGCCAGACUCACAAUGACCAUGGCGCGUAAUGCGGAACCCAGCCUGAAAACGCCAUCAUACACCCCAGACUCCGAUCCGGUCACAGGAACGCGAUGA
Molecule: messenger RNA, 489 nt
Organism: Desarmillaria tabescens
Lineage: Eukaryota; Fungi; Basidiomycota; Agaricomycetes; Agaricales; Physalacriaceae
Exons: 4
Coding region: 1-489 (162 amino acids)
Source: RefSeq, a predicted model, not a curated record